GAAUACCUAUUGCUACUACAUCCGAAAAAUAAAAAUGCACUUAGCAAAAGGAAGUAUCAUCUAAUUAAUUGCAAUUACAUAUAUUAGUAAUUGCUAUGAUUGAGUAAAUAUUUUUUACCCCAUAUAUAACUUUUUUUUGGUAAUACCCCAUAUAUAACUUAUUCUAUCCGUUCUAUUUCUUCCCAUUUUUUUUAGCCUGCAUUGAAUCAAACUAUUCAUCUUUAAUUCAAAAUUCCACUUUUAUCUAACGAAAAAAAGAAGCAAUUAUCAAGAAGAGGAAGCUGCAAUGGUUGUUGCUAAGCAAAUUGUUGAGGACAUAUCUGCGGCAAAAAUGAAAUCAAAAUCAAGAUCUUCAACAAUAUUGAGGUUUUUAUCUCUGAUGUUGGUACUUAUGAUUGCUUUCUUAUCAUUCUCAGUAACUGAUUCUCCUAUACUUGCUACCCUUGGGUCUAUUAUAGACUUAAGAUUCUCUAAUGUCAGUAUUCCAUCACAUAUUCCGGUCUUGGCUUUUCCAGUCUUACCUAAGGCUAAUAGUUACUUUAAGCAAUUCUCGGGUGAAGCGGUUUCUUAUUUCUCAAAGUUGAUUAAUGACCUUGGUAGAAUAGAUGAUGUGCAUCCGAUUAAAUUCAUGAACUUGACUGCUUUAGAAGAGAGUAGCAAUAGAUAUCACGGAUAUUUGAAAGGCAGUACUGGUAGUGAGGAAUUGGAUAAAAAGUUUGAACCAAUUGAGUUAGAAGAGGAUGAAGAAUCUGAAACCGAGCCAGAUGAGGAAGAAUUUCAAAUGGAUGCUGAUUUAGAUGAUGGUGGGGAAGUUGAAAUUGAAGGAAUGGAUGUGUUGGAGAUUGAAGAAGCUUCCGCAAUUCAAUUAGCCGAGGUAAAUAGGGCUGAUAGCUUAGAAAAGGAUGUAGAACAAGGAAAGCAUGAUUUGGUGGAGACUGAAAAAGUUUCUGUUGUCCCAUAUGAGGGGAAUGAAUCUGAUAGUUUAGAAAGGGAUUUAGACCAAGGGCUUACAACUUCUAAUGUUGAGGUUGAGUUGGCUGAAUCCUAAUCUUUCAUUGCUGAUAAUGCACUUGAGUCGAUGAUUGACAAUCCUGAAAGCAUAGUGAAAGAAAUUUCUGCUAUUGCAGAAGCCCAACCUUUGGAAAUGAUGGAGUCUCCAAUAAGACAUGAUGAAGAUAAUGUUGGUGCAUAUCAGAUCCUGGGAAUUUCCUCACUUGUACUGAGUCUGUUUGCUGGUACAGUUCUCUACAUGAAGAGAAGAAGUGAUAAGACUUUGUAUCCAGUAGCAGUCUCAAGUAAGAAAUUUGCCACACACCAUGUUGUCAAAGAGAAACAUUCCUCUCAAAAUUGGCCAACAGAGGUCGAUGUCGCAGGAGCGAGACGUCCGUUUGAUAUGAGCAUCUUUCAAAUAAGUUCAUCUCAUAGCAAGAAAUAUCCCAAAUCAGAGGAUGAUGAGGCUCAGAGCAUUGAGAAGAAACCUAGAAAGAGUAACAGGAGAGAAUCCUUGGCUGCAUCUGAGUUCUCAAUGGGUUCACCUUCAUAUGGAAGUUUCACUACAUAUGUGAGGAUUCCUGCCAAGCAUGAGAGUGUAUUUAACUUGGCAAGUGAAGGAGAAGAAGUCAUCAUCCCCGUAAGACGCUCGAACAGAAUUAGAAGCCAUGUCAAUUUCUCCAUGAAGAUUCUGAAGUCGCGUCACUGCUGCAUUGACAAUUGAAGGAAAAUUGCUCUUUUGCUUCUCAGCAAAUCAGUCUUAGUAGGAUUUUAACUGAAGUGAUUCAAGUAUGAUUUGUAGGAUUUUAAUGUUUUAAUUAGUUUGCUGAUGUUAUAAUGUUGUUAGUGAAACUUUCUGCCUCCGUUUGUUGAAGUUUCGUUUAUUAGUUGAGGAUUUCGUGUGGCUUGUGUAUAGCACUUUGCUUGACCCUUGCUUCUAUGAACUUUUGCAUGAUCUGA
Molecule: messenger RNA, 1950 nt
Organism: Capsicum annuum
Lineage: Eukaryota; Viridiplantae; Streptophyta; Magnoliopsida; Solanales; Solanaceae
Exons: 2
Coding region: 287-1048 (253 amino acids)
Source: RefSeq, a predicted model, not a curated record